Messenger RNA from Clonostachys rhizophaga, 4185 nucleotides. Lineage: Eukaryota; Fungi; Ascomycota; Sordariomycetes; Hypocreales; Bionectriaceae. The record is from the annotation of a GenBank genome assembly.
AUGGACCCAGCAACGGGCAGCGGCCGCCGCCUGCAGGCUCUGUCAAAUGACCAUCGUGCGGCCGCUUGCUCCAAUCAGGGCGUUGAUGAUAUUUUGGAAACGGCCAGGAAGCAGAAAGUGGCCUGCGAAAGUAAGCAAUGGGUGAUCAAGCUGGGUUCACGAAGCUUCAAAAUACGGAAUGGUUUCUCGAAUAUCAUCGACUGGCUUCAAAAGUUCAAGGAGGUUGGCGACAUAGCCGUCAAUUUCGACCCUGUUCAUGCGGCGCUCCCUUGGGCAGCUUUUCGAUUCCUCCUGCAGGCAGCCACUGCGAGUCGGGAUUCCAUGGAGGCCAUUGUCACUGUUCUAGAGCUUGUUAGCCGCAUUAUCCAGCAUGGGAGAGUAUUCGAAAAACUGCACGUCUUGGCCUCCGAGGAUACUCACGACGAGCAGGACGUCCUGGACGGGUUAAAGAAAACCGUGGUCGACUUAUACGUAGCCGUUUUGACGAGUCUGGACUAUUGUUGUACUCGGCUCGACCAAAAUACUGGGCACCGCUCCUUGAGCGCAAUUCUGAAACCCCAAGAGGCCGAGAAUAUCAGAGAGCAGCUGACAAAGCGCUGGAAUAUUGUCGAAGACAACGCACGAUCCCUUCAAGGUCUUCGCAUUGUAAAAAUAUCUGCCGACAUUAAGGGUUCUCUUCCUGAUGUUUUACGAAUGCUGAAAGACCUGAAAGAUGUCUCAAAGGUUCUGGUCAAGAUGAAAGAGAAUGAACGCCGUCGAAUACUUGAUAAUAUUUCAACUACACAGUUCGGAAGUCAGCAUAAAUCGGUACAUGAUCGCAGGACUAAGGGCACUGGGGAAUGGGUUCUUCUGACUCCAGAAUUCCGACAGUGGGAGACGGACGAAUGUUGCCCCAUUACUUUGCUAUAUGGCUCACCGGGAUCCGGCAAGACUUUCUUGAUAUCUCGAGUCAUCGACCGCAUCAAAGAGCGGCUUGGGGGUAGGGAGUCGAAUUGUGGAUUGGCAUAUUUUUAUUGUGACCGCAAUGACAUCAACCGGCGGCAACCAACUAUCAUUCUAAGCAGUCUCGUUCGCCAGCUAGCUUCCCCUAUUGGGAGAGUCGACGAAGUACAUCAGUGUAUCCAGGAGCUCGACAAGAAACUCCGCUCCGAGUGCCUACAAAUGGACCUGCAACUAUGCCAAGAUACAAUAGUAGAGCUUGCCGCAUCUUAUCAACGCUCCUCAAUCGUGCUUGACGCACUGGAUGAAUGUGACGAGGAAAGCAGAAGCCAACUAAUGGGCUGUAUAAGCGAGAUUUUGCUACGGUGCCGGAAUCUAAAGGUUUUUGUCUCGAGUAGGAUGGAAUACGACAUCAGGCAAUACUUCAAGUCCCAGCCAACCAUCACGAUCCGGGCGACGGACAACCAAAACGACAUUGAGUCAUUUAUCCGAGAAAGGCUUGGAAGCGAUGCCCAGUGGAACAGUCUAGAUAGAGAACUCCGAGAAGAAGCUCAAUCUACGCUCUUUGCCAAGAGCGACGGCAUGUUCCAGUGGGCCAACCUACAGAUUCAGGAGCUUCUGAGAAUAAAGCACCUGAGUAAUAAGGCGAUAAGGGAAUGCCUUCGGACUUUGCCAGCCACCCUCGAUGAGACGUACGGGAGAAUCUGGGAGAAAAUAAACAAACAGAACCCAUCCGACCGGAAGAUUGGGAGACGCGCUAUCAAGUGGGCUCUCAGUAUCAACCGGGCCUGGGACACUUAUGGAUGGGUAUUUCCACAGGCCCUGAGGAUCGACGACGAAACGGAGAGCCUCUACGACAUUGACGAGACGCCGCCUAUCCCAGCCAUCGAAGGAGCUUGCUACAAUCUCUUAGUAUAUGACAUGAAAACAGAGAAAUGGCAGUUUUGCCAUCUAUCCGCAGCAGAAUACCUAGAAUCAGCAGCCAUGUCUGAACUCCAGCCACAUCGUGAUGCCGCGAUAGCAUGCCUUAAAUAUCUUCUUGAUGGAUUAGGUUCGCAACCCCCACCCUAUUGGUCUCUGCAGUACAACUUUCCCUCGUAUGCUAGUCGACAUUGGCAUUACCACGUGAAGCGUCAUCACGACAGCUCAGCUACGAAGCACCCACAGCUGGAGCACCGUAUCGAGCGGUUCUUGGGUUCGGCAACCCAGAGUGCGAGGAUGUAUUAUGUUUGGGCGGAUGAAUUUGCGCCCGACAAUGAAGAUGACUUGCAGCCAUCGUCGUCGCCUCUGUUCGGGGUCGUCAAAUUCGGCUUAUGCAGGGUGUUGAAGGAUUGGUACGACCUUGACCCAAGCAUUGAUCUCGACGUACGAAAUAAAAACGGUUAUUCUCUGCUUGGCUUGGCGGCGAGAGAAUGCCAUUUCGAUCUUUGCCAAUUUCUGGUUGCAAAAGGGGUGAACAUCGAAGCAGGGACACCAAGCCCACUGCAUCUCGUCUGUGGAAUUCCCCCGUCGAAGCUGGGUUUGCCUCUCAACACAUCUCCAAACAUGGGGCUAGCCGAGCCAAAAGAAACUCAUAAGACAGUAAAACAAAUCGCAGUACUUCUUAUCGAUAACGGAGCGGACGUUAAUUCUCGAGACAGAGACGGACGGACGCCAUUAGACAUGGCCUUGAGUACAUCAAAAGAAGAUGUAAUCUCGAUGUUAGUCAAGCACAAUGCAGAAAUCGGAAACCUCACGGAUGGGCUGUUAAGUACUGUAAGGCUCGUUAAUCGGGAUUGGAUGCGUUAUUGCCUCGAUUCGGGUGCGACGAUCGAUGAAUCCGACAGGGAGAUAUGGAAUCAAAUCAUCUUCUUUAUCAUAUCGAAUAAGACGAUAUCAAUAAAGAUGCUUCUCGAGGCUGGUAUUGACAUCAACUAUACUCCACGCAACGGACAUACACUAUUGAAUAUGGCGGCUUGCUUUGGAAACCUGGACCUGAUGUCGUUGUUGAUCAAGGCCGGCGCAAACGCAAAUCCGAAAGGGGCCAAGGAAGGGCCAAUAUAUCAAGCUGCAGCCUCAAGCUGCAUCGGAGACAGUAAAUCUAUCAAGAAGCUCUUUCAUUCUGUUGCCGCCAAUAUCCUACGUGAAGGUGUUUCCCCUUUGGUUGGUGCUUGUCAUGCCAAGGACGCUCUACGCAGGAGCAAGCUUCUCCUUGAUUUAGGGGCAGAUCCCAACCACAUCCGUCAUUUUGAGUCUCCUCUCGUCUCGGCAGCACUGUCUCAAGAAGAAGCGCUGUUGCAGCUUUUUCUCGAAGCAGGCGCAGACCCAAACAGCAAAGACGGCUUCGAAAACGCUCUUCUCCUCGCAUCGAGAUACCCCACGAAUCGUGCUCUCCAGAGGCUCUUAGAUGUUGGAGCGGACCCAACUCUCACCUUCACCCAGGGUCCCGGCAGUGCUCUCGCCUUUGCAGCCUUCAUCGGUAAUAUUGAAGCUUGUUCAUUCUUACUAAAUUCAGAACUUGGUGUCGACGUCAACGCAAAACUGCAUGGCUGGUUCGAGAAUGUUUUGUUUGCUGCCAUGAGCAGAGACAUUUGGGAUUCCAACGAGACAAAGUGGCUGCAUGCCUUGUUCAAUGAUGGUUUGGAUCUUUGUUGUACCCCAAAAGGCUACAUGUUCAGCGGCUUGUGGGAUUAUAAACUAGGGGAAAGUGGCUCCAAAAUCAUCGCACUAUUAUUUGAAGCUGGUGCCAACGUCAUCAUCCCCAUAUAUAAAACACUACCGCCUUCUCUUCCUGCGAUAAAUGUCGGGGCCCGAGAGUAUCUCAUAAGCAGUGCCAGAGCCACAUCUGACUUCUCCAGGCACUGGCUAAGUGUUGUCUGGGAUAUAGGUUCUUCACCUAGGCCCCAUCUACCCCUCUCUACGGCGCUGCGACGUUAUAAACUUCCAUUUUCUGUCCCACCUUCAGCCAGCAUACUUAUCAAACUAACAUCAACCUCGGCUCCUCCAGAUGUAGAAUAUGCCGGUAUCUUCAUAUUCUCUAAUGCAUCUACACGCUUAAUAUUUGACAAAAACAAAUCAAGAUUUGAGCAUUUUGGGAAGUUUCACACGACCGCCCAAAUUUCUAUAUUCGAAGAUGCUAAAAAGAGUUGCGAGAAGUUUCUCCCUUUCACGUCUUCCAUCAAGCCUCUACCCAAUCAGAUCAUUAGACUAACCGUAUUCAUUGGAUUUAUCUUAUACAUCAUGUAUGCAUUGCUGCGUUCUGAGUAA